Megalopta genalis is the source of this 1119-nucleotide messenger RNA. RefSeq lists its product as uncharacterized. The record is from RefSeq and is a predicted model, not a curated record. Lineage: Eukaryota; Metazoa; Arthropoda; Insecta; Hymenoptera; Halictidae.
UAAGUUUUCUGUGAGCGAGUUCAUCAUGUCGUAUUUCACCAGAUGGAUUACUGUACUGGUAUUGAUCGGUACUGUCUGGUCACAGUAUGUUGAAACAGAAUCAUCUUUGCGGUCAGCAAGAUUCGGUGGGAUCUUGUUGCAACCUUUGCGGAAACAAUUUUGCGAUACCUACUGCAGUCAUCUUAGUAGGUUUCUGUUCCUCCAGAACAUUGGUUGUUGUAUAAACUGUGCUGACCUCUGGAAGCCUAAUGAACCACCUGCGCCAAAUCCACCACCGAUGAAUGCGCCAAAUCCACCACCGAUGAACGCGCCAAAUCCACCACCGAUGAAUGCCCCAAAUCCACCACCGAUGAAUCCGCCAAAUCCAUCAUCGAUGAAUGCGCCAAAUCCAUCAUCGAUGAAUGCGCCAAAUCCACCACCGAUGAAUGCGCCAAAUCCACCACCGAUGAACGCGCCAAAUCCACCACCGAUGAAUGCGCCAAAUCCACCACCGAUGAAUGCCCCAAAUCCACCACCGAUGAAUCCGCCAAAUCCAUCAUCGAUGAAUGUGCCAAAUCCAUCAUCGAUGAAUGCGCCAAAUCCACCAUCGACGAAUGCGCCAAAUUCAUCAUAGUUGGAUGCGCCUAAGGCCUAAGACAACAAGUUAACCAUCAAUAUCUACGCCAAUGCCAAUGUCUAUUCUGUGCCAAUGGAUCUGUCGUUGUGCAAUUCCUACCAAAUCACCUAAUUAGGAAACUAGUUUAGUCUUAUCUUAACAAAUUUUUGAAUUGUCGUAUUGAAAUUGAAACAAAUAAAAGUAUAUAGCUUUUGAAAGAUAUGUUAAAAUGUCUAUCGAAAUGUUAUCUUUUCUUGCAUUACCUAUAUACUUUUAUUUGUUUUAAUUACAAUACGACAAUCCAAACACAAUUGUUAAGAUAAGACUAAACUAGUUUCUUAAUAGAGUGAUCUUGUAGAAAUUGCUUUAUUAUAAUCAAGCCAAAGUGCAUAACUGAUGUAUGAUGUACACCUAACAACAAGAUUUUCCUUAAGGCUAAAAAUAGUUUUGAACUAACACGACUAUCAUGUAAUUGUUUUAAUAUAUAUUAUGCUUCUAAAAAUAUAAAGUUAUUGUAUCCGUCA